Molecule: messenger RNA, 318 nt
Organism: Paramecium primaurelia
Lineage: Eukaryota; Ciliophora; Oligohymenophorea; Peniculida; Parameciidae
Source: the annotation of a GenBank genome assembly
AUGGAAAUUCGUCUAUGGGAAAUAAAGAGAGAAUAAGAAAUGAAUUCCUGUGAUAAAAUUUACAAUAAUAUGUUCAUAAAUAUUAGGACUGCACUACAAUAAAUUACCCCUUAUUCAGAAGGUAGUAUGAUUUUUUCUAUAUUUUUAGUCUCUAAUUAUAUAACUACAGUCCUUAUAUCCUAAAAGUCAAUAUUUUAAUCUAAAGGAGCUUUAAUACUGAAUGGAGAGUUUAUAAAUCAGUCAGGCAUUGAUUUAAAAACAUUAUUUCAAAAAAAAGGAAGUUAUUUUUUGGAAAGCUUAUCUAAAAAUUUAAUUUGA